Achroia grisella is the source of this 1357-nucleotide messenger RNA. RefSeq lists its product as uncharacterized. The transcript is spliced from 8 exons. The record is from RefSeq and is a predicted model, not a curated record. The coding region runs from base 28 to 1155 and encodes 375 amino acids. NCBI's taxonomy places the organism in Eukaryota, Metazoa, Arthropoda, Insecta, Lepidoptera, Pyralidae.
GCUUGGCGGGAGAGCGCGGCAGUCAGCAUGAGACGCGCGCGAAGUGUCACGGGCCCCUUGCGGCGCGCCCACCCCGCCUCCGGGGCCACCUGGAAUGUUCAGGUGGUCCGUGGAAAGAUGUCAUCACAAUGCCUGUGGCACGCCUGCCGAGCGCUCUCAGCUGGACUGAUGUUGAUGUUGUUAGGAGCUGCUAUGGCAGUCAUAGGAUAUUAUGCAGAUACCUUAUCAGUAGCGGAAGAAAUCCGAGGCAACGCAACUAUCUCAGUAAAAGACGAAACUCGAGGCUUCCAUCUCAACAACCUUUCAUAUGCGGGACCUAUAGUAAUGGGAUUUGGAGGUUUCAUAGUAGUGGCGGCUUGCGUAAUGACAUUCGAGGCGCGCGACAGUGCCGCUAAAGUGACACCAGCGCGGCCGCAAGCGCUACCCCGGCCGGUGCCUCGGCGUGGGCCACCAUGCGCGGCACCAGCUCGCCUCGACCAGCUCGGUGUGUACCGACUGCCGCACGUACUGCCGCUGCCACAUGCCUUACCGCUACCACCCAUACACAGAUAUCGAACACCUCAUACGAUCAGAACGGCUGAUGACAAAGUGAAGGGCCGCGCACGAUUCGGCUCGGCGCCUGACUUGCGUACGGGCAGCGCGCGAGCCGCGCUGCCGGUUAGCACUCUACGACGGCCGCUACGCCGCUACGCGCUCUCCGUAGACGAGCCACCGCAAUCCGCAGUCAGCGCUAGCGCGGCAGAGUCAGAGUGCGGUUCUCAAUCAUCGUUGGCGUUGGACCUGCAUGGCAGCGGAGCUCGCGGUGGUGUAACGCUUCGCGUGCGAGACAGCUCACGUCGUCGCCCCUUGGCGCGACAGCAGCGCCUUCGAGAUGACACCAUUCAUCCAACAGCAGGUGAUAGUAUUACCAAUAUAAACAACACGACAGAAGAAUCGAUAUCGAGACCAAAUGAGGAAGGGGAAGACAAUAAAAAUUCUGUAGAAAUGGUGCAUUUGUGUGGUGAUCACGGCCGCGCCAGAAGCGCGCCGCCAUCGCCGCUGCAGGAUCUCACUUCCUCACCGGCAUCACCCUCCUCGCACGCCACAGAUACUUGCAUACUAAUAGAGGAAUCACCCAUCGAGGAAUUUGUAGAAUGCCCUUCACCAGAUAAAUGAAAACGAGACGUGUCUCGGGACACCGAGACUUUACAACCCGGCGCGCUCACAAAUGAUGACCUUUGUUGAUAUUUUGUAUAAAAUUAUACAAUUUUUUGGUUACUCUUUAUUAUAUGUACUUAACAAUUUAUAGUUAAGUAUGUCCACUUGAGGGCUUUUCGAUGUGUCUUCGGAAAACGACGACAAUUAUCUAUUUUUUAGA